CCCAGCGCCUCUACUUCCAUCACUCAAAACUAACUCUUCGAGGAUAAUUCGACAUUUAAAUCGAACAUACCUACACAACAAAAUGUCGGACGGAGAAGAGACCCAGUCCAACCCCCCCGUUGCCGCCGAUGAGGUCGAGGUUUCCGCUGACGCUGGCUCCGGCCAGAUGUCCGUCCUCGACGCUCUCAAGGGUGUCCUCCGCAUCUCCCUGAUCCACGAUGGUCUUGCCCGUGGUCUGCGCGAGGCUGCCAAGGCCCUCGACCGCCGCGAGGCUCACAUGUGUGUCCUCAACGAGGGCUGCGAGGAGGAGGCCUACAAGAAGCUGGUCGUCGCUCUUUGCUCCGAGCACAAGAUCCCCCUGAUCAAGGUUCCCGAUGGAAAGAUGCUCGGCGAGUGGGUCGGUCUCUGCACCCUUGACCGUGAGGGUAACGCCCGCAAGGUCGUUAACUGCUCUUGCGUCGUCGUCAAGGACUGGGGUGAGGACAGCCAGGAGCGCUCCGUCCUCCUCAACUACUUCCAGACCGAGCAGUAAAUGCGCCUCUAGCCCAAUUUCAUGGAUUAGGUCGUUGCUGUCGAUCUAGGAGGGAUGGACGCCUCUAGGUGCUCGCUCAAUGAGGGAUAUUCGCUGAUGGGCGAUUGCGGAGGAUUUUGAGGGAUCUGUUCAAAUAUGGUCUGGCCGCUACGGCUAGUCGGACUUGUUGUUUGUGGUAUUCUGGAAAUUCUCGGUGUCUGUUAGCAGACUCUCUGUGCUAGACCCGUUUGCUCGGGUGUGGUACUGUGGCAUCUGGGCGGCUAUUAUCUACUGGACAAAAACACGAUGAUGUGAUGACAACUUUUCUUCGGUCGUAGAUUCCCAGUAAACUAGAAGGUGCAUGAGUAGCGAACGACCAUUUUUGUACUCUUGCCUGGACAAUCAUGACAAAGUCUGUUUUCUUGAGUGCCUUGGGCCUCGCUCGCAUCACCUCACUAGUCCUCGCAUCAUUUUCAUGGCCGAUGGCAGCAUGUCGUACUUGAGAGUGAUUCAAUUCCAACAGCAUUGAUUGUCUCGACACAAGCCCGGGG
This is a messenger RNA of Penicillium brasilianum, 1062 nucleotides long. Lineage: Eukaryota; Fungi; Ascomycota; Eurotiomycetes; Eurotiales; Aspergillaceae. The record is from the annotation of a GenBank genome assembly.